CUGAACCCUGGAUAGAGUGGAAAUCCAGAGUGGGGUUGUGGCCAAGGAGCCAGAGGUCACUUCCAGCUUUGUACACAAGCGGUGGUGCCAGGGCCCUGCAGGAAGUGCAGGGCCAGGCAGGAUUCCAGGGCGAGCUCACGGGGGCGGAGGGCGCCCUGGCCCGCGGUGGCAGUUUGGGGAGGCCGGAAGAUGGUCACGGACCUCCUGGGUGGCACUGGCCAAUGGACUCUGACCCUGGUCGUGGCCACCCUGUCCUGCCCUCUCCCAGCCUCAUCACUGCUGCUGCCACCGCCAUGCUGUCCCCCAGGACUGCACUCCUCUUGACUCUGCUCCUGGCCCCGGGGUCCUUGGCCCAGAGGGCUCGCCGACCCCCUCGGCCCCCGUCCCCCAUCAGCACCAUCCAGCCCAAGGCCAACUUCGAUGCUCAGCAGUUUGCAGGGACGUGGCACCUCGUGGCCGUGGCCUCCUCGUGCCGCAACCUGCAGGAGCAGGGCCACCGGGCUGAGGCCACCGCGCUGCACGUGGUGCCCCAGCGCUCAGCCAUGGCCGUCAGCACCCUCCGGAAGCUGGACGGGAUCUGCUGGCAAGUGCGGCAGCUCUAUGGAGGCACAGGGGUGCCCGGCCGCUUCCUGCUCCAAGCCCGAGGUGCCCGUGGGCCGGUGGACGUGGUCGUCGGGGAGACGGACUACGGGGACUUCGCGGUCCUGUACCUGGAGCGCGCCCGGCGGCUGUCGGUGAAGCUGUACGUCCGCUCCCUCCCCGCGGGCGACUCCGUCCUGAGCACCUUCGAGCAGCGGGUCCAGGGGGCCAACCUGACGGAGGACCACAUCCUGUUCUUCCCCGCCUACGGCUUCUGCGAGGCUGCCGACCAGUUCCACGUCCUGGACGCCGCGGACUGUGGGCCCCGCGGAGGCGCCUGUGGGGGCCCUGCCCGUAGGGACAGCCCCGCGCAGCUGGGCCCGGCGCCUCCCGCCUGA
This is a messenger RNA of Talpa occidentalis (Iberian mole), 977 nucleotides long. RefSeq names its product complement C8 gamma chain (gene C8G). The transcript has 7 exons. Lineage: Eukaryota; Metazoa; Chordata; Mammalia; Eulipotyphla; Talpidae. The record is from RefSeq and is a predicted model, not a curated record. Gene Ontology annotation, biological process: complement activation. Gene Ontology annotation, cellular component: membrane attack complex. The coding region runs from base 222 to 977 and encodes 251 amino acids.